GAUGUCUGCCAUUCAAAAGUUAAAGUCAUCUCAACAACUCAGACAAUGCUCAGAAAAAACAUCACCUAACAAUGUCAAUUUGCUUAAUAAAUCAGAUCAGUUAGAACUUUUGGGACGCUCAAAAAGGAAAGCCAAAAACUUAAAUAUAUCAGACCAUAUAAAUACAUCACAGAAUAGGACUUUAAUGAAUAGGUCGGAUCCCUUGAAUACAUCAUCAGCAUCCAGUGGGUUUGAUAUCUCAGCGAAUCAAGGAGGGAAUACCAUUUCAAUAGGGAAUUUAUUAGACCAAUAUUGCGAUGACUUGUUCAAACAGACUAGAAAACCCAACUUACAGGAUAAACCUUUAUUACAAAGAAAACCCUCAUUACAAAGUAAACCCUCAUUACAAAGUAAAAAAUCAUUACAAAGAAAAUCAUUAUUGCAAGAACAGACCUUGUUACAUCAAGAAACAUUUGAACCAAGUUUUGAACACAAACUUAAUGUUCAAUCAAAGAGGGAAUCAGAUUCACCUAGUUGUGAAAUCAUCAAUGCAGAACAUACUGACAAUGGUUUGCAUGAUGAUAGGGAUAGUGCCAGUGCUGAAAUGAUAGUGACGAGACAGCAGUGCCAUAAAGCAUUUUCAGACAGUGACGUUACCCCAAAAGUACAAGAAGAGACUGACAAAGACAGGUUUUGUGAAUCAUUUGAUAAAGUGAAAAAUGUGAUCAUUGAUUUGAAUAGAAGAUCUAGUUCACGGCUUCGCUCUAAAUUAAAAUUGAAACAAAAACAAUCAAAACUUGAUCAGUUUAUGUUAAAAACUAAUGUGAAUGGGAGUAAUUUUCACAAGGAGCCUUCAGAGAGGAUUAUUGAACAUGGUACUUCAGCUUUAAACAGGGUGGCUAUUGUGGAAUGCGCCAUCAAACAGAAUCCAUCAACCAGUGAAGAGAAUGAAUCUCAAGAUCUUGUGAUCAUAGAUGAAAUAAAUGGACAACAAUUAGGGAAAUCAUUGAGUGUUGAUUUCACACAACAUAUGAACAAAUCAGUAUCUCACCCUAUUAUGUCACCAACUGAUGACAAUAAUGACGAUAAAUGUGCCAAUGCAACUUCAAAUACUGAUACCCGCCCAGAAUACUGGAAAAAUGUACAAAUUAAUGAACUAGAAUUUAUAUAUCGUAGAAGGAGGCGCAGUCUCUCGAAAACAAAUCAAGGACGAUUAUAUAUUAAUCAUAAGUCUAAAAGGAAAAAUACUAAAAUUGAUGAAAUUGUCAUCCCUAGUCAGGAAGGAGUUAAGAUGAAAGUGUGUACAAGUGGAAUUUACUUGGAGAGAAAUGUCACAAGAGUUAAACAAUCUCUCAAAGAAAAGAAACAGCAUCAGGGUUUCCACCAAGUCAGAUCAGACAAACAACAGAAACUGAAGAGGAAAUCCAGUGAAUCAUCUUGUCAUUUGGAAACGAGAGACAAUAAGCGUUACCGAAAUCAAACACCACUUUUGCCACGGCCAGUUGCAGUAUGUAAGCCCUAUUACACCAGAUCAGAUGACGCGCCACGGGCUGCAAAACAGAAAUGCCAAGAAAAAAUAAAGGAUCUGUCGUUUGAAAAGAGACUUGAUCUAAAAGGAAUGUACCACAUACCAAAAAUACAGAAAGAAAAGACAGUGACUGUAAAUAAAAGUAUGGGUACUGAAGAAAAAUAUGAACUUGAUGAGCAUGAAAAUGAUGAUGAUGAUUUGGUUUGUGAGGACAAUGUCGAACUUAAAGAUGACCCUAAAGUUGAGAAUGAACUUGAAAAUGCAGACAUAAUUGAUCGACGAAAGAAAUCUGGAAAAAAUCUUGGGAGAAAUAGAUCUAGCAUUUCUGACAAUGCAAAGGUUAAAUCUGAACUUGAAUUUGAGAAUAAACUUGAAAAUGCAGAUACAAUUGAUCAUCAAACGAAAGCAGGUGAAAAUGAUGGGAGAAAGAGAUCCAGUAGUACUGGCAGUAUGACUGAAACAAAAUCUUCAAAAAGUGUUGAAAAAUUGAUAGUUGAACACGAUAGGAGAUUUCAGAAAUCACAUAUGAAUAAGACAGUGUUGAAUCUUCCAGCAUUUAGAUUAAAAAUAAGCAAUCAGAAAUCUAAUGUAAAUCCAACAAAGCAUGAUAAAGCAUUAGAUAAAAAUGUGAAAGUAACUAAAAUUAAAAAAAUGAAUACUUGUAAAAAUUUUAAUCAUGAAAAUGUGAAUCGCUAUGAAAACUUGAAUCACUCUAAAAAUGUGAAAGCAACAAAAAAUGUGAAAAUUAUUAAAAAUGUGACACAUCCAGUGUAUGAACCUACACCAGGGAGACGUCCAACUGUAGUACAUUCUCUAGGGGGCCUUGCAGAGAAAGACCAAGAACUUGGAAAAAAUUUCACAUUAUCUCGUGGAUCUCUAGGUCCAUUGUUCUGCCAGUUAAAGCCUGCCCAGAAUGUUAUCUUAGAUUCUGAUGUAAACUUAUUGUAAAUAACUAGCUUAUUAUAAAU
Molecule: messenger RNA, 2475 nt
Organism: Owenia fusiformis
Lineage: Eukaryota; Metazoa; Annelida; Polychaeta; Sabellida; Oweniidae
Source: the annotation of a GenBank genome assembly